AUGAGUAGCCUCGUGGAGCGGCUCCGGGUGAGAUCGGAGAAUAAGCCGCGGUACAAUAUAGAUGAUUCGGACGACGAUCUCUUCGUUCCCCUCGCGACGUCGAAGAGGAAGCAGGAAGAGAAGCCCCCCGAGAAGAUCGUGAGGGAUGAUGCGAAAGAAGAUGCAUGCCAACUCUGUGGAGAAAAAAAUGACAAUCUAAUUUCCUGUGGAACAUGUACAUAUGUUUUCCACCGGAAAUGCUUGGUUCCGCGUUUGAAAAUAACACCUGAUGACAAAUGGAGCUGCCCUGAAUGUGUGAGCCCGCUGACUGAAGUUGAGAAGAUAUUAGAUUGUGAAAUGCGCCCUGUUGUAAAGGAUGGGAUUGAUUCUUCACAGCCUGGUUCAAAACAAGCUUAUGUGAAGCAAUAUCUUGUGAAGUGGAAAGGACUUUCAUACCUUCACUGCACAUGGGUUACAGAGAACGAGUUCUUGAAAGCUUCCAAGGCUCAUCCACGAUUAAAGACUAGAUUAAACAAUUUCCAUAGGCAAAUGGAUUCCAUGGAUAAGUCAGACGAUGACUGGGUUGCAAUUCGACCUGAAUGGACUACCGUUGACAGAAUUAUCGCUAGCAGAAAAGCUGGUGAUGAGCGUGAGUACCUUGUGAAAUGGAAAGAGCUUCCGUAUGAUGAAUGUACCUGGGAAGUUGAGUCAGACAUAUCUGCCUUUCAAUCUCAGAUUGAAAGAUUCAACAUGAUUCAGUCGAGACGUCAUAAAAAACCUCCUAUUAAGAGUAAGAAUGGUAAUCGUGAUACACUUUCCUAUGAGCAGAGCCCUGAAUUUCUCUCUGGCGGGUCAUUACAUCCCUAUCAGCUUGAAGGAUUGAAGUUUUUGCGCUAUUCAUGGCUAAAAGAUAAUCGGGUUAUCCUUGCAGAUGAGAUGGGUCUAGGAAAAACAAUACAAAGUAUUGCUUUUCUGGCUUCUCUGUUUGAAGAGAAUGUAACUCCUCAUUUGGUAGUGGCCCCUUUAUCAACGCUGCGCAACUGGGAGCGUGAGUUUGCAACAUGGGCACCUCAGAUGAAUGUUGUAAUGUAUUUUGGAACUGCCCAGGCUCGUGAGGCCAUUAGAAAAUAUGAAUUUUACUUCCCCAAAGAAAAAUCUCAUAAAUUUAAAAAAAAGAAAACUGUUCAAGGAAGCAGUCAGAAGAAACAAUCGAGAAUAAAGUUUGAUGUUCUUUUAACUUCAUAUGAGAUGAUUAACAUGGACUCGGCAGUUUUGAAGCCUAUUCGGUGGGAAUGCCUGAUUGUCGAUGAGGGUCACAGGCUGAAAAAUAAAGAUUCUAAAUUAUUUAGUCAAUUGAGAGAUUAUUCUACUAACCACCGUGUGCUUUUAACUGGAACGCCUCUACAGAACAACCUGGAUGAGCUAUUCAUGCUUAUGCACUUCCUUGAUGAUAAGAGUUUUGGGAGCAUAGAGCACCUUAAGCAGGAAUUCACGGAUAUAAAUCAAGAUAAGCAAAUUGAAAAGCUUCAUGAUAUGCUUAUGCCACACCUUCUUCGAAGAUUCAAGAAGGAUGUAAUAAAAGAUCUACCUCCGAAAAAGGAACUAAUUUUACGGGUGGAACUAAGCAGCAAGCAGAAAGAAUAUUACAAGGCUAUUCUUACUCGAAAUUACCAAAUACUAGCUCGUCGUGGUGGUGCUCAGAUAUCCCUUAUCAAUGUUGUCAUGGAACUUCGCAAACUUUGUUGUCAUGCAUACAUGUUAGAAGGUGUUGAACCUGUUAAAGAGCCGGCCAAUGCUGAUGAAGGUUUAAGACAACUUCUAGAAACUUCUGGAAAAAUGCACCUGUUGGAUAAAAUGAUGGUAAAGCUAAAAGAGCAGGGACACAGAGUUCUAAUUUAUUCACAGUUUCAGCACAUGUUGGACUUACUUGAAGAUUACUUGAGUUACAAGAAAUGGAGCUAUGAGAGAAUUGAUGGCAAGAUUGGUGGCGCUGAAAGACAGAUACGCAUAGACCGAUUCAAUGCGAAGAACUCCACUAGGUUUUGCUUUCUUCUUUCUACCAGAGCUGGAGGACUGGGAAUUAAUCUGGCAACUGCUGAUACUGUUAUUAUCUAUGAUAGUGAUUGGAAUCCUCAUGCGGAUUUACAAGCAAUGGCUAGGGCUCAUCGGUUAGGGCAAACCAGCAAGGUUAUGAUAUAUAGGCUUAUAACUCGAGGAACCAUUGAAGAACGGAUGAUGCAGUUGACUAAGAAGAAGAUGAUAUUAGAGCAUCUUGUCGUUGGCCGGCUUAAGGCGCAGGGAGUCAAUCAGGAGGAGUUAGAUGAUAUCAUACGAUACGGAUCAAAGGAGUUAUUUGCUGAUGAGAAUGAUGAAGCUGGAAAAGCUCGCCAAAUUCAUUAUGAUGAUGCUGCAAUCGAUAGGUUACUUGAUCGUGACCAAAUAGAUGAUGAAGAGACUUUAGAUGAUGAAGAGGAGAGUGACUUUUUAAAAGGCUUCAAGGUUGCGAACUUUGAGUAUAUAGAUGAAGCUGAAGCUGCUGCAGCAAGAGAGGAAGAGCUACGAAAACGUUCUAUGAAUGACAAAGCUUCUGGCUCUAAUGUCGACAGAGCAAACUAUUGGGAUGAAUUAUUGAAAGAUCGAUAUGGAGUACACCAAAUGGAAGAAUAUACUACUAUGGGAAAAGGAAAAAGAAGCCGCAAACAAAUGACGGCUGCUGAUGAAGAUGAUCUUGCUGGCUUGCAAGAUGUAAGUUCUGAAGAUGAAGAUUACUGUUAUGAAGAUGACUUUUCAGAUGAGGACUCAAAUAUAGCUGGAAAUGGACCUGGGAAAAGGGGCCAAUUUUCAAAGAAGAAAGGACGCGGUUAUGUUGAGUCACCGCUGAUGGAAGGUGAGGGGCGGUCUUUUAGGGUUCUUGGUUUCAAUCAGAACCAAAGGGCUUUGUUCGUACAAAUACUGAUGAGGUUUGGCUUUCAGGAUUAUGAGUGGAAGGAAUUUCUUCCUCGACUGAAGGGUAAAACUGCUCGUGAAAUAAAAGAAUAUGCAGCGCUCUUCAUGACUCACCUUCUUGAGGGUAUAAAUGACUCGGCUAACUUUUUGGAUGGUGUUCCAAAAGAAGGACUCCGCGUAGAUGAUGUAUUGGUCCGACUUGCAAACAUUAAUCUAAUAGAGGAGAAGGUGCAGUACAUGUCAGAAAACCCUGGCGCUAAACUCUUUCCUGAAAAUAUAAUAGCUCAUUUCCCUAGCUUGUUGUUUGGGAGAGUAUGGAAGGUGGAACAUGAUUUACUCUUAUUGAAAGCUAUGCUAAAGCAUGGCUAUGCAAGGUGGCAAUCUAUAAUGGAUGAUAAAGAUAACGGGCUUGCCGAUCUUGUUCGUCAAGAAUUGAAUCUUCCUUCUUUAAAUGGAAACUUUACAGACACUUCUCAGACAUUUGAGGGUGGGAAUUCUGCUUGCACCACUGCCAAUGGAACUCCAGAAGCUGCCAAGGGAAGCCAGUUAGGUCCAGACUAUGCCACAUUGUAUCAAUACAGGGAACUACAACGUAGGAUGGUCGAGUUUAUAAGAAAGCGAUAUCAUCUUUUGGAGAAAUCCAUGAACCUAGAAUACGCUAUGAGUAUAACCAAAACUAAUGAGCUUACAGACCACGAUCAAGAUACUGAAUCAAAGGUUGCUGAAGAGCAGCAUACCAGCUCAAUGUUGAAGGAGUUGCCUGUUUUGGAACCAAUUUCUGUUGAUGAACCUGCCAACAAUCUCAAGCCUGAUAAUGUAGAAGCAGCUUUGCUUUAUAAUAAGCUAUGUAAAGUAGUUGAAGACGGCGAAACUGACUUGCUCCACUCACAUCUUGGGGACAAGAUUGCGGGUUCCAGGUUACAGGAUAAUCUCCGCCAACUCGAAUCGGCAUGUGAAGAUUUAUGCCGGUUUCUUUCAGUGCAAGAACAGACUGUUAAUUCUGCAGAAGCAGUAAAUGCCGAUGCUGCUGAUCGGAAAGCUGGAGCUAAAGCAGCAUCACCAGCUCAUGCGUCAACUUCUGCGGCGGAAGCUAUGGAUUGUUCAUCGAACGAAGUGGAUGACGUCAAAACAGUGGAUAAUUUAACGGAGAGGGUGACAGCUGUCGAUGAAUGAGUGAGAUUCUCCUUACAGGUGGUAUUACGAACAUUCCUGCUAAUUGAAUCUAACUGUUGUUGUGUAGGAUAAAGCUUUCCACUUCUGAUUUCUAAUAUACUAGUUCCAUAUAAACUCUUUUUUCGCCGGAUUAAAAUAUCAGAUCAGUUUCUCUUUUCUUUUUCUUUUUUUGUUUAUUUUGUUGUAGCCAAUCAUGGCAUAAUCUGAAUGGUUUUGUAGAAUCCCAUGCGAUAUGUAUUACGAAAUAUUAUAGUUUCCUUAUUAUUGUUAAUUUUGUUCUU
This is a messenger RNA of Ananas comosus (pineapple), 4379 nucleotides long. Its product is annotated as CHD3-type chromatin-remodeling factor PICKLE-like. The record is from RefSeq and is a predicted model, not a curated record. The transcript has 31 exons. NCBI's taxonomy places the organism in Eukaryota, Viridiplantae, Streptophyta, Magnoliopsida, Poales, Bromeliaceae. Bases 1 to 4098 code for a protein of 1365 amino acids. Gene Ontology annotation, biological process: chromatin remodeling; negative regulation of transcription by RNA polymerase II. Gene Ontology annotation, molecular function: DNA binding; histone binding; ATP binding. Gene Ontology annotation, cellular component: chromatin; nucleus.